AAAAUCACAGCUUUCACCAUUUUCUGCUUGCUGACACAGACUUCUAGUGGUAGGCAAAAUGGCUUUUCAUUCUGUAUUUCUGGUUUUCUUAGCUGGCCUGGCACUUUGCUCCGAAGCCGCACCAUUGGACCCUCUUGAUGCCAAGCAUCCUCUUUCCGUAAAAGUUGUGGAUUCCGUCCGAGGAAGUCCAGCUCCAAAUGUGGCAGUUAAAUUAUAUAAAGAAGCUGCAGAUGGAUCUUGGGAACUGUUAAAUUCAAAGCAAACCAAUGACAAAGGCAGCCUCUCAGAGCUUACAACUAAAGAACAAUUUGCAGCAGGGUUAUACAAGCUUGAGAUUGAUACAGUCUCUUACUGGAAGAGUCUGGGCUUGAAUCCCUUCCACCAACACGCUGAUGUGGUGUUCACAGCCAAUGAUGCUGGUAAUCGGCGUUACAAGAUUGCUGUUGUCCUCAGUCCCUUCUCUUACUCAACCACAGCAGUAGUUAGUGAGCCAGUGGAAUAAAAGCUGACAUUAAGCAGGAAAAUUCAGUUGUGUAAAUUAAAAUUUCCAUAAACGAUAAGAACUUCAUAUCUGAAUGUAUCAACAGCUUUAGAUUUCUUAGUAAAUCACUAAGUUUUUUAUUCACUUUGUUAACUUUAGGAAGAAAGUGUAUUGACUUUGUUUUCAAAUACUCUUCUGAACAAAAGUAUUCUGCAUUUCUGUAUUGUCAGUAUUACCCUUCUGAGUAAAAGUUUAGGAUUUGAAAAAAACACAUUAACCUCAGGAAAAAAUUUAUUGUAAUUCCAUUAUGGAGUCUCUGAGAAUAAACUAGUCUUCUAUGAAGCUGAUAAACUAAAUUUCUUCUUGCAAAGGAAUUGAACAAAACACAUCUGUGAAAGGCGUCUCAUGAAAAGCAAGCAGACGGAAAAUACAGUCCACCACUACCAUCUCCUAUGUUUUAUUAAUGAAGCCCACAACAGAGGAAGUCACAUGGGAUUACUUACUCAGGACCCCACAUAAUAAUCAGAUAAACUCACCUCUCAGUUCUGAUUUUGGAGACAUGGAAGUGAAAGCAGGUAAAGGUGACAGCAUAGUAGAACAGCAUUUAAAGAUGCUAAGCAGGCUACAGAUACUUAAGAUGCCUUCUUUCCUGUUUUCCAAUAUAUCAUAAUUGGUGACAUUUUCAAGGACAGACCAGAAGGCUGUGUUUCAGAAAAGUAUAUCACUCAAACAUGCUUGAAGAAGUUUAUUCAUGUAUUUGCAGAAAAUUCUGCAAAUAUUGUCCCAAGUUAAAGUACU
This is a messenger RNA of Pyrgilauda ruficollis (rufous-necked snowfinch), 1279 nucleotides long. Its product is annotated as transthyretin-like. Bases 59 to 502 code for a protein of 147 amino acids. NCBI's taxonomy places the organism in Eukaryota, Metazoa, Chordata, Aves, Passeriformes, Passeridae. Gene Ontology annotation, molecular function: thyroid hormone binding. Gene Ontology annotation, biological process: purine nucleobase metabolic process. The transcript is spliced from 4 exons. The record is from RefSeq and is a predicted model, not a curated record.